AUGCAAGGGGAGUUCAUGGAGGCACAGGACCUAUGCCAGGCGAAGGGUCGGGGCUUCAACCAAGAGGCAGGGAAACCGAUCCAGGCACGGGCUUCGGACCUCCUGAACGAGGUGAACCUCAUCGGUUGUCGGACGCAGGUGCCGAACUUCCACGGGGUCCUCCAUCUACCUCUACCAGCUCGAGAGCCCAGGGGUGAUCUAGGUGGACGGCGAGGAGAGCAAGAUCGGUGGAUCAAUGAGCCAGCUGGAAGGCGUCUGAGUGGUGGUGGCCAGAGUGAUGCCACAGGAAAGCCCCAGGGCCCCCAGGAACAAGGCGCCAGUCUCGGCGCUCGGGCUGAGGGUCACCGACAAGAUGAUGGAAGGGUCCAGCCGGCCCCAAUGGACCUUCUAGCGGAAGGAAUCCAGCAGCUUCAACAGCUGCAUCUACGACGAGACGGACAUGAUCCGGAACUUCUGAAGGGAAGCGUGGAGCUCCCCAAGCUCCCAGAGCCCUACCAGGACCAGAGCGCCAUUGCGUUCCUUGAGUGGAUCUACGAGGCGGGACAGGUCGUCGGCUCGAUCACAGACCGGGCUGCGGGUUGGUGGAGCGUGAACGUGGAGUUAGCGAUGGAGGCUUACCACCGCUUCCAGGCUGAGGUCCCUCUCAAGAAGCUCCAAGUGCAAGCCUCGGAAAGUUCUGAGGUGGAUCCGGAAAGGUGGGCGAGAUUAGAGCGGAGGGUGAUGACUUUGUUACUGUCGGCCAUGACUCCAACGAUCAAGGCGGAGAUCACGAUGCUACGGAUCAACCGUGUAAAGGAUUGCCUCUUCAAGUUGUACACCAUCUUCGCCCCAGGAGGAGCGAGUGAAAGGGCAAGUUUGAUCCGGCAGCUCGAGCAUAUCAAGCCCGAGGGGAACGUCGUGGAUUUGAUCACCUCCCUUCGGAAAUGGAAGAAGCUGACGGGACGGGCAGCCGAGAUGGGCGUUUCUUUGCCAGACGGCUCGGUUCUCCUGAUGGCUUUGGAGGGUGCGAUCAAGAAUGUGGCUGAAGGCAACAAGGAUGUGGCAUUCAAGUUGAAUAUGGCGAAGCAGGAGCUACGAUUGCCCUACCAGCCUUCCUUGACUGCGGUUCUGACUUAUGCGGACCAUAUCCUUGCGGAGCUUCAGCAGGUGAUCCCCUUCAAUGCCAAGGAACAGGGCGCCAAGUUGAAGGGCAUGACCUCGGACCCCGCGUCUCCAACGUCAUCGGCGUCCUCACCUACAGGAAAGGGCCAAGGGCAAAGGGCUCCUUGCAAGUUUUGGCUAUCGCCAGAGGGAUGCCGACGGGGAGCGGCCUGUAAGUUCAGCCAUGUGUUUGCCACCAAGGAGGACAAGAAGGCGAGGUGCUGGACUUGUGGUUCUACAACACACCGGCAAGCUGAGUGCCCUACCAAGCAAGGGGGCAAGCGGUCGCAGAAGGGCGAGAACGAGAAGAACAAGCCAGGAUUUCCUGCUUCGAGUCCCCAAGUGGCCACUCUGACAGCGCCCUUGCCUUCCACAGCGACUCCGGUGACACCGGCGACUACCGCGACCUCAACCUUGGAGCACCCGACGGCCCCACCAACGGAGAGAUCACCUUUGACCACAACUACGACUACGGUGGAUCCAAUGGCUACUUCGAGUGGCUCCUCUUCUGCGGCAUCGACGGUUCUGUUUUCUGAACAGGCUGCGGGGGAGGUUCGAGAACUAGCUGAGCAGUUCCUGUCGAAGAUCAAGGGACUGGCUCCGAUGCAGGCGCAGACGGACGGAGCUGUGAUGAACUUGGAGCUCCUUCUUCGUUCCCAAGGGCUUGGCGAGAGUCACGGUAUGGCCCUACUGGAUAGUGGUGCUUCGCAUGCUUAUCGGGCCCCCCAUUCAAAGGAAGAGGCAUCCACGGCUCGCAAGGUCAGAGUGCAGCUGGCAGAUGGCAAGACGAUCUACCUCCGCCAGAACAAGGGAGGCACCCUUCUUGCGGAGGAGGAGCAAGGAGGAGGGACUAUCCUGCCACUCGGAAGCCUCGUCAGCUCCCUUGGCUGUGAGCUCAAGUGGAGCAGAAAAAAGGGGCUCCAGGUGCGACACCCAGUCCACGGGAUUCUGCCCACGAAGCUCGUGGGGGAUACGCCUGUGCUACGUGAAGCUGAAGCACUUCAACUCAUUGCGGAUUUAGAACAAGUGGAACUGGGAAAGCUUGAGAAGCAAACGGAAGAGGGAGUGCUGAAGAUGAUCGCGUCGGAAGAGGAGACGGUCACCACGUGGAUAGAUUACGCUGAAGCAUUUGUAGAGACCGGUGAACGGGCAAGCUUGAGGCGGAUGUUGUUGGACCCCGAAGCUCCUCUACAAGCUCCUUUGGAAGAAGACAUUGCAGCUCUUCUUGGCGUGGACGACAAGCUUCUCCUCUCUGACGAGGCAGGUGCUCACUACUUGAAGGCACUUCCCUGGAACCGGACUAUGAGAAAGAGACUUCUCAGGACGAGGUGGAUCGUCCACUUGUACAAUGGAGACGAGCAGGGCGCCGAGUUUUCCCGCGCAGAGUCCGAUGAUGUCACUGUGGUUCGGAUGGACAUCCGGAACAACAAGGCCUUCGACCUCCGCACCUACACGCCGGCCGUGCGAGCCCUUAUGUGGGCAGCGGCAAGGGGACAGAUCGAAGGGAUACUUGGAGGACCACCUCGUGGGUCAGAGUCGGGCUCAAUGCUGUUCCGCAGGAUGAUGCUGCUUUGGUUGGUAGCACAUACUGGUGCCACCAGGGAGUGCUUGUGCUCCCCCUUCUUCAUGAUGGAGGCACCAACUUGGCACCCGGUUUGGACCAGUUUCUCCUGGACCCGUUUCAAGGAAGAGUUUCGCUACCUCCGCUACCAUGCCGUUGCCUCCAAGACCGGGGUAUACUUCAUGGCGGGAACGCUUCCGAUUUCGGAUGGUUUGACUGUGGAGGAAAGUGAGAUCCCACGGCUCAAUUACCCCUCGCCGGAAUCGAGCUGGCCUGUUGAGCUGAAGACCGGCUUAGCGGAGGCUAUGGUACAGUGGAGAAAUGGAAGCCGGCGACAACGAGAAGCUAUGAUGUGCAAGCUCGCCGGACCCAAGGAGAUGAACGCGCGAGACUUGGCCUACUGGGAGAAGCCAGUUGCCGAUGGACAUGUUCCUUAUGAUCGAAGGUGUCGGACUUGCGUCCGUGCCGCAGCAACUGGCCGUGCACACAGACGGUGCGUUGCUCCUUCGGCCUACACCCUGGGCAUUGACAUCGCGGGACGCAGACCUACCGGAGGAAGAGGAGGAGGAACAGAUGCCGAGAUCGACCCCUUCGAAGAGGACCGGAGAGACGCGGAGCAACCCGAUGAGGAGGAGGAUGAAGAGCAGAAGGCGAUGAACGAACGCUUCAAGGCCCUCUACAAGGAUAUUGGUGACGACAUUGACUACCAGACCCUCCCCUUUGUUGUUCCAAUGAAGACUCGCACGGCGAAGGAAGUAAGGUCACGGAUCCAGCAGAUCUACCUACAGCUACGACAACAAGGGCUUCCGUUGGUGCGCAUCCACAGCGACCGUGGGUUGGAGCUAAUGGCCCAGGAGACAAGGGAGUGGAUGGCGAGUCGGGACAUCCUGGCGACGACUGGGGAGAGUCAACAACCCCAACAGAAUGGCCGAGCAGAGGCGAUGGUUAGAGUUUUCAAGAACCGUGUGAAGCUUCUGUUGAGGGCGGCUUCCCUGCCUAUGUCCUGUUGGCCCCUUGCUGCAGAGUUCCACGCCAAGCGACAGCGAGACUUGGCUUUGGGUGAUCGCUCCGAUGCGGCGCUGCCGUUCGGGGCGCCAGUUCACGUGAAACACAAGAGGUUCGGGCAGGGUGGCCGGUACGACCUUGCUGAGCGAUGGCGGUCUGGCACCUUCGUUGGAUAUUCAGGAGACGUCCGUGAAGGACGUGUGGUGCGGCAUGACGAUGGGAGCUACACGACGGCGGUGCACAUCAAGCCGUACCUCAUCGACUCCGACGACCUGGUGAACCAUGGUCCCUUUGAAAUGGAAGUUGAAGACCCGGUGCGCCGAGUCAGGGGCAAGACUUCGUUGGCCCAGCUCCUCUCAAAUCCCACUACGGACGUUGAUCGCAAGGCCAAGGAGCUUAUGGAGGCGGAGCUCUAUGGAAUGGAGAACUUGGUGGAACUAUGGGAGACUCUGAAGGUCCACGCGAAGAGUACUACACGAUCGACACAGGGUGAUGGACUUCAGUGGCUAGUGGGACAAUACACCUACGGUGGCCAAUGUGGCGUUACUUUGGAUUCAGACAAGUUCCCAAUAGCCACUGCAUACAUGGUCAAGGCCUUCCAAACCAUCACAGGGACCAAGGACUUCACAGCCCUCCUUUUGACUGAAGAUGUGGGAAUGCAGAUCCACCGCGACGUCCACAACUUUGUGGGAAGGAACAACAUCCUACUACCUCUACUACCAUGCGAGGAUGGCGGUGGAGUGUGGGUGGAGUCGGAACCGGAGGACUACGAUGUCACAGACGAAUGGAGACAGCUUCCGAAGGGGGAUUGGCGGAGGGGAAGAGUUCGAGACCUACAACCUGGGAGGCCAAUUUCGUUCAACCCUCGGAAGUUCCACCAGACGGAGAAGUGGAAGGGGAAGAGGCUGGUCCUUACGGCCUACACCCCGCGGACAUCGAAGAUGAAGCAGCCCACCUACGACAAGUUGGUAGAAUACGGGUUUCAACCACCACCUCUACCUCUACGAGUACCUGAUCAACUACAACGGGUGGUGCUCAACAUGAUGAAUGUCACCGGGAACUCCCCCGCUCCGGAAGCGAUGAUGUUCCAGAUGAAUGGGAGCCAGGAGGAGCGCAGUGAGAAGGCUCAAGAGCUCAGCCAGGAACUGCAACAACUUCAAGAAGAUGUACUAGGGCGGCUACGUGAACGCCGGGAAUGGUUGCAGGACUUCUUGGCUGAGGAGGAGAUUCUAGCGGAGGAGUUCAAUACAGUUGGCGAGGUGAUCCGUGAGGAGAUCAAGGGGAUCAAUGAGGUGGUAAGGGACCUUAUCAAGGAUGUCGAUGACCAAGUGAAGGACGUGGAAUCCCGGUGCCACAACCUCUACCUCAAGGUGGCCAACGUUAUGGAUGACAAGGAGAUUGGGGAUAUCGAGGAGUACCUUGUCAACCUCAAGAAGGACCUGGACGUGACGCUGGACGUCCCGUUGGAGCAGGUGAAGGCGAACCUCAGUGAUUGGAUUGAGCCAAUGGACAAGGAACUCGCCAAUCUGGGCUCCAAGACGAACGCCAUCGAGCCUCGAACCCUUACAGAAGCGAGGAGAAUGGUGAAUGACGGGUCCCUGAUUCUCAUUCCGGGCAAAGUCGUGUUUACCGUCAAGCCUCCGGCUCCGGAGACCAAAGCUGAGAAGAAGUCCGCCGGUGCAAGGUGGAAGCGCAAAGCCAGGAUUGUGAUCUGUGGCAACCUCGCCAAUCAAUCCUUGAGCGCCAAUGAGCUGUACGCAGCUGGGGCCUCUGUUGAGGCGCUCCGCUUGGCACUCGCGAUUGCGUCCGCUCUUGGAUGGAUCGCUGCCGCCACCGAUGUUUCAGCGGCAUUCCUUCAGGCGGAGUGGCCAGCGAACAGGCCAACGUACGGUGUGAUCCCGCCCAAGAUCCUGGUGCAGGCGAACCUCGUCCCGGAGAACGUUGUGUUCGUCGUGAGACGGGCACUCUACGGUUUGAGAGAAAGCCCGGCACUGUGGGCAACGCACCGCACCAAAGUGCUGAAGGAAAUCCUGGUGCAGUGCGCCGAGGGCUGCCUGUGGUUAAAGCCUUUGAUCACCGAUGGGGAACUGUGGCUGAUCCUCUUCAAGCCGAAUGGGGCGGAUCGUCCCCAACUGAAGGGGCUCCUGGUGACCUACGUGGACGACCUCCUUUACUUGGCGAAGAAGGCGAUUAUCCUGUUGUUGCAUGGCAAGAUUGCCUCUAUCUGGCCCUGCUCAGAGUUGGAGUUUUCGGACAAGGGACUCAGAUAUCUGGGAAUGGAGCUCGACCAGGACGGCGAUAACUUCACUUUGGGCCAGGAAGCAUACGUCACCAAUCUGGUGAGGCUUCAUGGCUUGGACCCACAAGCUACUGCAGGGUUGCCGUGCCCGAAGGAGUGGAUCCAAGAUGAUGAGGCUGAGGGCGAAGUGGAGAACUUCAGUGCGGAGGAACUGACAAGGGCCCAGAAGGUCACCGGAGAAUGCCUUUGGCUAGCCUACCGUACGAGGCCAGACAUCCUAUUUGUUACGAACUACAUGGCUGCGAUGACUGCCAAGAGGCCGGUGAAGGUCUAUCAAGUGGGUCUGAAGGUGAUUGCCUACCUCAAUGCGACUGCGACGCUCAAGUUGAAGGUUGAAGCAGCAGCAGAGCCAACGCAGUCCACAGCAGAGCCAACGCAGUUCACAGCAGAGCCCACGCAGUUCACAGCAGAGCCCACGCAGUUCACAGCAGAGCCCACGCAGUUCACAGCAGAGCCCACGCAGUUCACAGCAGAGCAACACGAGGCAGGUUUCAGGGUGGAACUGUCGGGUUUUAGUGAUGCGUCGUUCGCUCCGUAUGGGGGCAAGAGCUUUGGCUGCAGUAUGGUUAUGGUAGGUCGGACUCCUGUUUCAUGGAAGGCUGGCAGGCAGAGCAUGGUUGCUAUGUCAGUUUGUGAAGCAGAGCUGAUGGAAGGAUCUACGUGUGCCUUGCUGGUUGAAUCCACUCAAGCGAUGUUGAAGGAGAUUUUACCGUGUGUGGAAACUCCGAGUCUGUUUAUCGACAACAUGGCGGCCCACAACAUCCUGAAUGGUUCUUCUGGAAGCUGGAGGACCAGACACCUACGUAUCAGGCACUCUUACGUGCUAGACCAGGUGACGAACGGAAGCCUACGAGUGGUCCACCUCCCGGGAGAGGACCAGCCUGCGGACCUACCCACCAAGUUGCAUAGCCGAGCACGACUCAUGCACUUGUUGAGUGUGUGGAAUAUGGUUGGUCUGCCGGAGCUGAAUGGGACGAAAGCAGUGAAGUUCAUGAAGUUGGGAUGCCUGUUCCUGCUUAUGUUGGCGGUGCAAUCGUUGGCUGUGUCAGCCCAGAAGGAACCUUUGCAGAUGACUGGGUCGGGAGAGUUGCUGAUGAUGCUGCUCCUGACGUGUAUUUCUGCUGUGGCUGUCUGGGAGGCGACGAAGUUGCUCUACCGUUACGCGGUGCAUCAGGUGUUCGGCACCAAGCGAUCAAGAAGGAUCAACAAGUUGAGGGAGCUGGCAAAGGCAGCGGCGGAGGCAGAGAUUGAGAAGUGGGUGGAGCAAGACGAGCCCCCAUCCAGUGAGAGCGUGACACGCUCCCUGCGGCAAGUUCUUCGAGAAGAACGUGAGAGCCAGGCGCACACGCCCAGGCCAGCGACCAAGGACUCCACCCUUGCCCCGACCGACGACUCCACCGCCUUCAAGACGCAUGUCUACGCCGACGACCCCGGCCUACUUACAGUGAAGAACCUCAAGUCGGGCCUUGAGAACGAAGGCUUACCUGUCUCAGGUCUCAAGGAGGACCUGAUACGACGACUAGCCAUGACCAUGGGCGAUGAAACACCUUCUUCGAUGCCGGACCGAGCUCUCAUGGGCUACGCUUUCAUCAAAGACGGCAACCUCGGAAUGGUUGGCUCGAUGGAAG
This is a messenger RNA of Symbiodinium sp. CCMP2592, 7633 nucleotides long. The record is from the annotation of a GenBank genome assembly. NCBI's taxonomy places the organism in Eukaryota, Dinophyceae, Suessiales, Symbiodiniaceae.